Molecule: messenger RNA, 2266 nt
Organism: Vicia villosa (hairy vetch)
Lineage: Eukaryota; Viridiplantae; Streptophyta; Magnoliopsida; Fabales; Fabaceae
Product: polygalacturonase 1 beta-like protein 3
Exons: 2
Coding region: 104-2011 (635 amino acids)
Source: RefSeq, a predicted model, not a curated record
UAUGUUUGGGGAGACCAUAAAUUUAUUGUCCCCCAAAUGUCCUAUAUAUGUGCUUUUUCUUAUAUAUCAUUCUCACACCCACUACUAACUCACCAUCACAAAAAUGAAAAUUCACUUCAUCUUCUUGCUCUUCUCACUCUCUUUUUUCCAUGGUUCUGUAGUAACCAUUGGCAACGAAGGAAUCACUGAAACACAAGAAUAUUCUUUCAAACAAAAGACAAACCCUUUCAGUCCCAAAGCCUCACUCAUUCGUUACUGGAACACAAAAAUCUCUAACAAACUUCCAAAUCCAAUCCCUAAUUUCUUUCUCUCUAAAGCUUCCCCUCUCACACCACAACACUACGCCAAUUUAGUAAAUCUACUCAAACAAGAGCCCUUAUCUGCAAAUUUCCAUAAUUCCCUCUGCUCCACACCAUACUUAUUCUGCUCCUUCGACCACCCAAGCCAAUAUUACCAAUCCAAAAAAUCCACCACCAAGAAUGAUGCCAACUUCGCACUCUACUCAAACAAAAAAUUCGCAACUUAUGGUUCGUCUCGACUCGGUGGAGUCGACUCGUUCAAAAACUAUUCAAACGGGUUAAACACAAACAACGAUUCGUUCAAAAAAUACAGCACAACCUCAACUCGCCAUAGCGGACAAUUCAACAGCUACGCAGAAAACGGCAAUGUAGCUAACACAAACUUCACCAGCUACAGUUCCGGUUCAUCUUCCGGCACCGGCGAAUUCAAAAGCUACGAUAAACUCGUCAAUGAUCCAAACCUAGGUUUCACCACCUACGACUCCUCUGCUAGCAACCACAAACUCUCCUUCGCAAGCUACGGCAACGAAACAAAUUCCGGAUCAGAAUCAUUCAACAGCUACGGCAAACGCGUCCGCAGCGGCAACAGCGAUUUCACCAAUUACGCUGUGAGUUCCAACAUUCUUCAAUCAUCUUUCACCGGUUACGGUGAACUCGGAACUGGAUCCGCCAAUGAUUCUUUCACAUCGUACAGUUUCAACGGUAAUAAUCCCCGGAGCACUUUCAAAACCUACGGCGCCGGUUCUAUUUCAGGCUCCGAUACAUUCGUCAGUUACCGGAAUCGCGCCAACGUCGGCGAUGAUUCAUUUCAAAGCUACGGUUCAAAAUCUAAAUCCGGCGCCGCCUCAUUCACGAACUACGGGCAAUCGUUUAACGAAGGAAACGACACUUUCACUGAAUAUGGAAAAGGUGCCACUGGUAAAACCGCGAUUGGAUUCAAAAUUUACGGAUUGGGACGCGCGUUCAAAGGCUACAACAAAAACGGCGUGUCGUUUUCUAGCUACAACAAUUUCACUACAUCCAGUGGCAAAACCGUGAAUAAGUUCGUUGAGAGGGGUAAAUUUUUCAGAGAGUCAAUGUUGAAAGAAGGAAAUGUAAUGGUCAUGCCAGAUAUUAGAGAUAAAAUGCCUGAAAGGUCGUUUUUACCCCUAUCUAUUUCUUCGAAAUUACCAUUUUCAUCCUUGAUGUUGGAGGAUAUAAAGAAAACCUUCCACGCGCGGGAGGGUUCAGCGACAGCGCGCGUGAUUAAAAACGCGCUUGGAGAGUGCGAGAGGGCUCCUAGCGUGGGUGAGACAAAACGGUGCGUUGGAUCCGCUGAGGCUAUGGUUGAUUUUGCGGUUUCUGUAUUGGGUCCCAAUGUGGUUGUGAAAACAACUGAGAAUGUGAAUGGGUCAAAAAACAGUGUGAUGAUUGGAAAAGUCUACGGAAUCAACGGUGGAAAAGUGACUAAAUCGGUUUCAUGUCAUCAAACUCUGUACCCUUACUUAUUGUAUUAUUGUCACUCUGUCCCCAAAGUGAGAGUUUAUGAAGCUGAAAUUCUUGACUUGGAAACUAAGUUAAAGAUUAAUCAUGGUGUUGCCAUCUGUCAUAUUGACACGUCAUCAUGGGGCCCAGAGCAUGGUGCUUUCAUAGCUUUGGGGUCGGAACCUGGAAAAAUUGAGGUUUGCCAUUGGAUUUUCGAGAAUGAUAUGACGUGGACCAUUGCUAGUUGAAGAAGGAAAUAUUUUCUUCGGUUUUUUCAGUUAGUAUAAGAAUACAAGGAUUUCAUAGUAUCAUGUGUAACCACGAUGUUGUUGUUGUUUUUUUGUUUUGUUUUUGGAAUUCUUAUGAUUCUACCUUGUGUCGUGUUCUAGAGUGGUUUGAAUCUCAGACUAGGCGUGACUCAAUGAUAUAGCUUAUGGCUUUAAAAUAUUAUUAUUUUAAAUUUCUUUUGCAUUUGUGUGAAAUUGAAUAUUCUCAUUUUGGUU